AUGACGGCCGGAGAACCUUCGCAUACGGAUAAAGACGGCGCCAUUCCUCCACGCGAGACGUCCACCGAGCAACCAACAGCGGGCCUCGCGCCCGCCGGACUACGCCCUCUUUCCAUCGCAAAUACUAUGUCAACAAUAGGCGCCAAGAGAACCAAUCCGGGCCCGGCUUCCUUGAGCAAGACAAUAGCCGCAUCACAAACUAAAGUUGCUAUUCCGCGUCAACGGGUCGCCGCUGCCCCGCGCUAUAAUCGACGUGUGCCGCGUGCUUGUUCGUCUUGCAGGCAGCGCAAGACGAAAUGCAGUGGUGAUACUCCGAUUUGUCGUCAGUGUCAUGAGCUGAGGGCUACGUGUAGCUACCCGGAUGGUUGGAGGGAGAAGACGAAAAAACAAGUUGAAGCCCUGUCGGAAAAAGCGCAAGAAUAUGAGAAUCUGCUGAAGGAAUUGAGGGGCAUGGUUGAGUUUAGUGCCGCAGAGCGGAUAAGAAGCUUGCUGGACAAGUAUGGCCCGGAGGUGGAUGAUUCGUCGCAAUCCCAAUCCCAAUCUCAAUCAGCAACCCCGCAAGAUGACAUUCCAGAAAACGAUGAACCAUCCUCGCCUUCGUCUAUUGGGUCUCUUGAGGCCAUUGAUCGAGUGGAAGAGGAUAUCAAUCGAUCACCACAUGCAAGAGCAACUGGUUAUAUGGGGAAAAACUCGGAAAUCACCUGGAUGCAACGGCUACAGAGAGAGGCAGACCAACGUGCUCAAGGUCUUCCCGGGAGUCUGGAGUUUGGCCAGGAUCCCCAGACUGAUAAUGCAGUGGCUUUGCAUGCGGUUAAUUAUCAUCUUGACGACUUGGAUAUUUCCGUGCCUGAACCGGUACAGCUAUAUGCCAUGCCUCCUCGAGAGGUCACGGAUCAUAUGUUCGAGGUUUAUUUAACCACUGUGCAUCCGUUCUUCCCCAUCAUCAACAAACCUCUUUUCUCAGCACAGUACCGGACGUUCUUUGACAGCGCUGCUCGACCCGGCGACAAGUGGCUUGCUAUAUUGAACAUGAUAUUCGCAAUUGGGGCUAAACAUGGCCAUCUCAUCGACGCACCAUGGCGUGGGACCGAGAAGGACCAUUUGAUAUACCUAACCAGAGCCAGGAUUCUUAGUAUGAACGGUGAUGUCCUGUUCAGCCAUCCUGAUCUCCAACAAGUCCAGGUGGAGGGCUUGAUUGCAUUCUACCUUCUCGCUUCUGAUCAAAUCAACCGGGCGUGGAGAAUCUCGGCCUUGGCAGUGCGGUCUGCAAUCACACUUGGAAUCAACAUGAAAAGCAGCAGUCCAACCACACCUGAUCUUUCGAAAGAAGCCCGUUACCGAGUCUGGUGGUGUCUGUACACAUUUGAGCACCUACUCGGGAUAAUGACCGGUCGCUCAACUUGUAUCCGGGACGGAGUGUGCACCUCGCCAUUCCCGAUUCCAUUUGAAGAAGAACAGCUACAAAUGCCCGAAGCCGUCGAAGUACUCACAGACGCGACACUACGAGACGAACGGAUCAACAACGUCACGGCAAGUGCGCGUAUCAGACAAAUGCCGCUCCACCCGGUAAAUGGUAAAGAUGCUAGUCACCACACUCGAGCAAAAAACACUGAAUGGAUCAAAAACCUACCUAUCAACUACGGGCUCUGUCAUCUCUACUAUUGCGACUUGACAGUCGUCGUGCAAGAAAUCGUCAAUAAAGUCUACUCAGUAGACUGCGUGAUGGUGCCAUGGGCACAGAUCGAGCUCCGGAUUAGUGAACUCAAGUCCCGAACCGACAUCUGGAAAUCCAGCCUUCCAACCGGGCUUGACUUCACACGCAAGGAUGAUAACGGACCAGAUAUUUAUCGCUGCAAAAUCAGCUUAGCGCUGCAUUACUACAGUGCGCGAAUCACACUAGGUCGCCCCUGUCUCUGCCGGCGCGACGCGCGCCGAAGGGGCGCGCACCCCUCCUUCAGUCACGAAAUGGCAGUGAUAACCCUGCACUCUGCACGGCAUAUGCUGGAUCUAGUCCCAGAUGAGCCAGAUGCCAUCCAGCUAUACCGCAUCGCUCCAUGGUGGUGCAUCCUCCACUACCUCAUGCAAGCAGCGACCGUCCUCCUCCUCGAGCUCUCCUUCGGCACCGUCCACAUGCCUGAAGAAGAAAGCAACUUCGUCGCCCUGUCCAAGAAGGCAAUCCGUUGGCUCUUCGCCAUGUCCGAGCAGAGCAUUGCCUCCCGCCGCGCCUGGCAGCUCUGCGACCUCAGCCUCCGCAAACUGGCUCAGGGCAUGAAGUACGACAUCAGCGACAUGCCUUCCUACCCAUACACCCCAGAGCCUAAAAGCACUAUCAGCCCGGAGCCGCUAGCUGGCCAGUCUGUAUCUCAAGCCCAUGGCGACUACUGGGGCUCGCAACUAGAACAUCUCCCCGUGUCUGUUCCGGAUGGACCGCCUCACGAAGACCACGACACCUCGACCGCGGACCUGAUGACUUCGUUGACGGCCGAGGCCCAGGACUCGUACUUCCCUUAUGAUCCUAUCUCAGGGGAGUUUAUGCGCUCUUUCUUUCCUCAUGCUAAUGAGAAUGAGAAUGAGAAUGAUAAUUGGGAACUUUGA
Messenger RNA from Penicillium psychrosexuale, 2595 nucleotides. RefSeq names its product Zn(II)2Cys6 transcription factor. The coding region runs from base 1 to 2595 and encodes 864 amino acids. The transcript has 4 exons. The record is from RefSeq and is a predicted model, not a curated record. Lineage: Eukaryota; Fungi; Ascomycota; Eurotiomycetes; Eurotiales; Aspergillaceae. Gene Ontology annotation, molecular function: DNA binding; zinc ion binding; DNA-binding transcription factor activity, RNA polymerase II-specific. Gene Ontology annotation, biological process: DNA-templated transcription; regulation of DNA-templated transcription.